GGCUUUGGUUUUGCUUUAUUGGAGGGUCAAACUGCAGGUAUUAUACAUCUCCACCAAGAACAGCCUGUACCUGUUUCUUACCUUUGCUCAUUUGUGAGUGAAAUACUGCUGUAUCUUACACAUGACGCUGUUUGCAGUUGCAAUAUCCGCUGACCGAUGUCAUAAAUUCUAGGAUUCCUAUGAUUCCUAGAAAAUACAUUUAGUUUUACAGGAGUUGGCGAGACAUCAUCUCAACCAACACUGGGGAACAGUCUUGCCUUUCCGCACUGAAAUAAAGUCGACAUGAGAUCAUGUUUUUACAUGCACCGAUUUAUAGCGUCGCUGAAACGAGGUGAAAACAUGUAAUAAUACUAAUGGUAGGCCGGCUGACGGUGUAGUUACUGUAGUAGUUGGGCGCCGCUGGUCUUCGCUCCACUUGACGUAGUCUUGGCUAGCCGCACCUGUGUACCGAGACUGGGCUGGAGAAGGAAGGCGUAGUGUAUAGUGUAUAGUGAGGUCCUGCUGUAUAGUGGCUACACGCGAGGACAUGGUUACCUUGGGGCACCUCAGGUGUGCACUUGGCGCUCAGUAUGUCCUAAGAACAACAGCAAGAGGCUGCUCAACACCAAGUGCGCACGCUGAUGCGAGGAGCGAGGUGCGUAGCAAUGGCGACGCGAGAAGUGAUGGCGUCGUGCCGCGACGCGCUGUGGUGCCAGGAGGCCGCUCGCCGCGACUCUACGUUUCCAAACUGUUCCUCAGUUUUGGCCGCAGUGAACCACAUGACAAAUUAGCAUGCAAAAGUCAAAAGCUGAUGCUCCAGAAUGAUGUCAUGGACAUCUGUCACUCUGGAGCUUAUCAUUUACUGCCCCUGGGUCAGAGAGCCCUGGAGAAGCUCAUCCGUCUCAUUGACUGGGAAAUGAGUACAGUUGGUGGACAGAAGAUUUCCAUGGUAACAAUAGCACCAGCUGACAUGUGGAGAAAGACAGGCCGAUGGGAGUCUACAGGUAAAGAGAUGUUCAAGCUACAAGAUCGACAUGGCAUGGAGUUCUGCCUUGGUCCAACACAUGAAGAACUGGUUACAAGCAUAUUUGCUUCCAGAUGCCCUUUGUCCUACAGGCGACUCCCUAUUUUACUUUAUCAGAUCUCAAGAAAGUUUCGAGAUGAGAUACAGCCAAAGCAUGGGCUACUAAGGGCGAGAGAAUUUGAGAUGAAAGAUAUGUAUUCAUUUCAUACUGAUGAGGCAUCAGCCAUGGAAACGUAUCACAGCCUAUGUGAAGCUUACAGCCGUAUCUUUGACAGACUGAGUGUCCCAUAUGUUAAAGUGCGUGGUUCAACUGGCAACAUUGGCGGUUCCUUAUCUCAUGAAUUUCAUUAUCUGGCACCAGUUGGAGAGGACAAACUCCUACUAUGCUCUCACUGUGGUGUGCAAGUCAACAAAGAAAUGGCAGAUUCUGUGGAAAAAGAUUGUCUCAACUCAGGACACGAUUGUCAGCUACAGGAAGUGUCAGGAACCGAAGUGGGCCAUUGUUUUUAUCUCGGUACAAAGUACUCUUCAGUUUUCAAUGCACUUUUCGAGAUGCAGCUGGCGAGAUCAAGUGAGUGGAGCAUGAAGUUCGUCAAACUGACGCACAUGGGGUGUUUUGGUCUGGGGGUAACAAGAAUCCUGCAGGCAGGGCUGGAGGUAUUGUCCUCGGACAGUCAUCUGCGCUGGCCAUCUUUGCUUGCUCCAUACCAAGUUUGCAUUAUUCCACAAAAGGAAGGCUUUGAAGCAGAGAUAUACGCGGAGUUGGCUGAUGACCUCAGUGAUCAGCUGACUCAGUUGCCUGCUUUGCAUGGAGAGGUGGUCAUUGAUGACAGAACACAGCUGUCCAUAGGUCACAGAGUAUAUGAUGCUCUACAGAUUGGCUAUCCAUACAUUGUCAUUCUUGGCAAAAAGGCACGUGGAAAUCCUUGCAUAGUUGAGGUGCAGAACACUAUAUCAGGAGAGAGAAACUUCCUGAGCAGAGACCAGUUGUGGGACCUGAUGUCAUCGGUAGUCACCUUAUAACAUUUCCUGGGUUUUCCUUGUGCUUCAGCCCCUACCAACAGGUGUCUAAACAUUUUGUGACAUGUUUGCUUCAUGUACAUCUGUGGGUGUUCACUUCAGGAUAUUUGAGUGUUAAGAUGAAAUGGAUGUUUGAAUGACAUAGAUUUCAGAUGAUUGUAACCUUGUACACGAUGAACAAGCUCAUGGAUGAGAAA
Molecule: messenger RNA, 2220 nt
Organism: Pomacea canaliculata
Lineage: Eukaryota; Metazoa; Mollusca; Gastropoda; Architaenioglossa; Ampullariidae
Product: probable proline--tRNA ligase, mitochondrial
Exons: 13
Coding region: 527-2026 (499 amino acids)
Biological process (GO): prolyl-tRNA aminoacylation
Cellular component (GO): cytoplasm; mitochondrion
Molecular function (GO): proline-tRNA ligase activity; ATP binding
Source: RefSeq, a predicted model, not a curated record